AUGGCUUCAAAGAAUCGACGUCCACAAUCUACAGAUAAUAAUACAAGAUUGUUGCAAAAUAAUAUUCUCUGCCAAUAUGGAACAGAGUGUCAUGCGUUUAAUCGAUUAAUGCAAAAUGGUUAUCGAACGGAUGAUAUUGAACAUUGUUCCAUUUACUUUCAUCAAGGACGAAGAUGUGGAAUUACUGUAAACGAAAACUUCGGAUCGAGAAGAUUUAUUUCUGCUUAUCUACACUGGGAUGAAAGUUAUAGUGCAAAUCGUCGUAUCACUUUCUGGAAUGGAAAGGUGAGUGAAGGUGACCUUGUAAGAGAGCUUGAGAUCAAUGGUUUUGGCCAUGUGAUGGAACUCAGUACUGGCGUAUUUAAAAGCUUAGAUGAAGUUGUUCGGGAACAGCUUCGAGAUCCAAGACAUCAGCAAAUAGGUUCGCCACUUUCGUAUGAUCAAAUGCUCUCAAUUAUUCUAUACACAAGUACUGAUGUUUAUGCUGAUUUGCGCCGGGAUGAAAUUUAUUAUUUUGUCCAAAAUUUUGAAAAGAUUAAUUCUGUUGGAAAAAGAGAUUAUAAAAGUCAAAAGUGGCCUGUAUUUGGAAAAGUUCUAAAUACAGCCAUUUGUUGUUUAAACGACUCUGACAAUAGUUAUCGUCCUAAAACCGUCUACCAUGGUCUUCAAAACAUCGAAAUUGAUCCUGCCACAUUUAAUAAUCAUGGGCCAGUACCCGAGCUAGCAAAGCACCAUCAUUUUAGAUACGGUACAUUCAUAAGCACAUCAUGGGAUAAACAAGUAGCUCUAUCUUUCAGGGGUGACAAAGGAUCUUUAUUAGAAAUUGACACCACUGAUACACUUGUAAAUCAUACCUGGAAAUUAAUUGGCGCUGAUGUUUCAUGGAUAUCAAAAUUCCCUAUCGAAUGUGAAUUCUUAAUGACAAGAGGUGCAGUAUUUCAAAUAGAAAAUAUAAAUUUCGACAAUGAACAAAACUGUCAGGUUGUUAAAGUGAGUGCAGGAUAUGGUUCGCACAGGGGAGAAAGUUUUUCAUGUACCAAUCAUUGUGGCUACUGGUGUAAUUGCGCGACCACGCCCAGUGAUCACUUAUAA
This is a messenger RNA of Didymodactylos carnosus, 1092 nucleotides long. The record is from the annotation of a GenBank genome assembly. Lineage: Eukaryota; Metazoa; Rotifera; Eurotatoria; Philodinida; Philodinidae.